Chelmon rostratus (copperband butterflyfish) is the source of this 3768-nucleotide messenger RNA. It is a transcript of the gene slc35c1, whose product is annotated as solute carrier family 35 member C1. Gene Ontology annotation, cellular component: Golgi apparatus. The transcript has 3 exons. Gene Ontology annotation, biological process: protein O-linked glycosylation via fucose; GDP-fucose import into Golgi lumen. Gene Ontology annotation, molecular function: antiporter activity. NCBI's taxonomy places the organism in Eukaryota, Metazoa, Chordata, Actinopteri, Chaetodontiformes, Chaetodontidae. Bases 19 to 1245 code for a protein of 408 amino acids. The record is from RefSeq and is a predicted model, not a curated record.
GCUGGUGUGUACCAGGAAAUGCAGGUUAAACAGGAGACACCUGAGCUGUCGCCUCGUGAGAGAGACAGAACAAACAGUGCAAAGACCAGACGCUCUCGUCUUUUCUCCCUGCUGGACUUAUCAAAUACAGACCAGUCUCCGGCAACCUUAAGGACUCAGCUGAAGCGGUCCAGCAUCUUGAGGAUGGCACUCGCCGGCUCGGAAACGACGGACCAGGACGGACAUGGAGAGACUUUCUUACUCCGGGCUGUGAAAAUAGCAGCCGUGGUUGCUCUGUACUGGUUCGUGUCAAUAACGAUGGUGUUCCUUAAUAAUUACCUGCUGGACAACCGAGACCUGGACGCGCCGCUGUUCGUGACUUUCUAUCAGUGUGUGGUGACGGUUGGGCUGUGCUGGCUCAUGCAGCUGCUGUCCAGGCUGUGCCCGGGACUCAUCGACUUCCCGGCGGUCAGACUCGACUUGAAGACGGCAAGAGAGGUCCUGCCGCUGUCGGUUGUGUUCAUCGGCAUGAUCACCUUCAACAACCUGUGCCUGAAAUACGUCGGGGUGGCUUUCUACACGAUCGGUCGGUCACUCAGCACCGUUUUCAACGUGCUGUUGUCCUACGUCAUCCUGAAGCAGACCACCUCGUUCCGAGCCCUGCUGUGCUGUGGCAUCAUAUUAGGUGGAUUCUGGCUUGGUGUGGACCAGGAAGGCGUGGCAGGGUCCCUCUCCUGGUCAGGGGUCUUUUUUGGAGUGCUGGCCAGCGCUUGUGUCUCUCUGAAUGCCAUCUACACCAAGAAGGUGAUGCCAGCAGUGGACGGAAACAUCUGGAAACUGUCCUACUACAACAACAUCAACGCCUGCAUCCUCUUCCUCCCUCUCAUUCUCAUGUUUGGAGAGUUGGGCCGCGUCGCCAACUUCAGCCGCCUCACUGAUCUCGGGUUUUGGGGCAUGAUGACACUCGGGGGAGUGUUCGGUUUCGCCAUCGGUUACGUCACAGGCCUCCAGAUCAAGUUUACCAGUCCGCUCACGCACAAUGUCUCAGGAACAGCAAAAGCCUGUGCGCAGACCGUCAUUGCGGUGGUGUACAACUCUUCCAGCAAGAGCCUGCUGUGGUGGACCAGCAACAUGAUGGUUCUUGGUGGCUCGUCGGCCUACACUUGGGUGAAAAGUCUAGAAAUGAAGAAGACUUCCUACAAAGACCCCCAGGACUCAGCCAAGGAAAAACUGCUGUCAGAGGAGAAAGAAAACACGGGAGUGUAAAUAGGCUGGCAAACCUUCAGCUUGUAUGUCGUGUGAGAAUGUGAAAUAAUAUGACAUACAAUAUGACUGAUUAUUGAUUUAAGUGAUACAAACAUGGAAUCAGUGGUUUUUGUUGGACUUACUAGUCAUCUGGUUUUAUACGGUUUCAUCUGAGACUUGAAGGAAUUAGUAUUUAUAUUUUAUUUGAAGUUAUUCACGUUCAUUUGGGGCCUUUGUACAAUUAUUUUUACAAUUAAAUGGCAGAGAAAUUCAAUUGUGACGUUUAUGGUCUACAAGUGAAGGAAGAAAUCAUGUUUUUAUCCACAGGGAGGGUAUUACAACUUUGAUUGAGGGAAUCGAAUCUUUUAACAGCUAUAUGCCAUUUUUAUGAAUGUAUGUCACUAUCUUGUUUUUAUGUCCUGGCAAGGAACAUGUCUGCUUUCUCAAAUAUAGUCGAAGUCAGAAGUUUACAUACACUUAGAUUUAAGACAAAAAAAAUAAUUUUUUAAUCAAGUUUUGGAAAGUCGGUUAGGACAUCUACUGUGUGUAAUUUUCCCAACUAUUGUGUACAGACUCUGCCUUUAAGCAGCUUGGAAAAUUCCACAAAAUGAUGUCAUGGAUUCAGAAGCUUCUGAUAGGCUAAUUGUCAUAAUUUAAUUGAAGAUGUACCUGUGGAUGUAUUUUAAGGUCUACCUUCAGACUCAGUGCCUCUUUGCUUGAUGUCAUUGGAAAAUCAAAAGACAUCAGCAAAAACCUGACAAAAGAAAAUUGUGGCCCUCCACAAGCCUCGUUUAUCCAUGAGAGCAACACCUGAAGGUACCUUAUUCACCUGUACUAGCAACAGUAGAUGAGUAUAAAGUGCUGAUCAAUCCCAAAACAACAGCAAAGCGUGUUGUCAAGAUGCCGGAGGAAACGGGUGCUUUUCCCUCUGCUCUGGUGAAACAAAAAUUGAAAUUGACCAUUGUUAUAUUUGGAGGGAAAAGGGGGGCUUGCAAGCUGAAGAACAGCUCCAAACCAUGAAGCGCAGGUGUGUUGUGGCUGGUGCUUUGCUGCAGGAGGGACUGGUGCAUUUCACAAAAUCAAUGAGGAAGGAAAAUUAUGUCAAUAUAUUGAAGCAACAUCUCAUCAGCCAGGAAGUUAAAACUUUGUUUUCAAACGGGUUUUCCAAAUGGACAGUGACCCCAGGUAUACUUCCAAGGUUGUGGCAAAAUGGUUUAAGGAGAACAAAAUCAAGGUACUGGACUAGCCAUCACAAAGCCCCGACCUCAAUCCAAUACAACAUUCAUUGUCAAAACUGAAAAAGUACAUCAGAGCUAUGAACCUGACUCAGAUGCACCAGUGAAAGAAGCUUGUGCUACCUGAAACGUUUGACCCAAAUUAAACAUUUUAAAGGCAAUGCUACCCAAUACUGGUGUGUGAUGAGAGAAAGAAAAGCUGACAUAAAUCAUUCUGUCUCCUGUUAUUCAGCUCUAAGACCUUGCUUACCAGGAUUAAAUGUCAGGAAUUGUGAAAACAGUUUAAAUGUAUUUGACUAAGGUGUGUGUGUAAACUUGUGACUUCAGCUGUAUGAACCAAGCCAAGGCAGCCGGACCUGUAACAUCCUGUUGCUUGUAGAGGAUACAACAGGCAAGGUAAUCAGAAACCUUGUGUCAGUGGGUCUGACAUACAAUAGGCCUUUAUCUCCAAACACUCCUUCUUUUUAAACUGUUGCAGUCAUAAACUUAUACAGCAUUUUCUACAGCGCAUGAUGUUUCUGAGCUGAGUCGAAUGUUAAAGGUUCUAUACGUGAGAGUUUCAGCCUCUAGAUGUCGAACUAGAGCACCAGCACACAAUGAGAUAAACAAUGGAAAAAGUUACCCUUCUGUGAAUAAUGUCAAAAACCACACUGAUGCACCCAUGAGGCAACCAGGAGGAUGUACACUGUGGCUACUGGUUGGGAUAUUACAAUAAUAAGUUAUUUUUUAUUAACAUUAGUGAUAUACUCAACUUGGUAAGGAGCUUUUUCUUCCAUCUACUGAGUGUCCUAAAUCCAUGCAACAUAAUUAUUAGCUUGCUAGCUGCUAAUGCAAGCUGUCCUGCUAAUGCUAGCUACCUAAAACAUCAAGUACAAUUUGCUUGGUGGAGGAAAUUCUGGAAAGUCGCCGUCAGCUGAACAUUUGCACUCUAAUGUGUCACUUUCACAAUGCUGGGGGAGGUCAGUGUCAGUGUCUUUACAAAUGCAGGGAGGCCCAGCAGUUCGUAACAAGCAAACAUGGCCGACCCAAACAAAGAACAGAGACGCUCACAUUACAAUACAUGUAGAGCGAGUGUGACUUUAUUCUCUGCUCAGGACAUCAUUGCUGCACUGUAUCGUCAUAUAGCAUAUAGUUUGCUGCUAUAUAAAUGUUCAAAAUCUCACAUAUAGAACCUUUAAAGAUGGCGUACGAGUCAAUUGUUUUAAGUUUUCCUAUUGAAAGGGAAUAUUGUGCUGCCACUGGUGAUUUUUAUUUGUAAGUAUGACAUUUUGGCACUCUUGUCAAAUAAAAUAUGUAUAGUUUAUAUCCA